GCCAAAGGUUGGACAGCUCUUGAUUGUGCUGCCUUCAUGGGCAAGGUGAAGGCAGCAGAAACACUGCUGAAGGCACACAGUCCCAUUGAUCCACUUGAUAAAGAAAAGGUUACCCCUCUUCAUUUGGCUGCCAAGGGUGGCCACACAGAGAUGGUUGAAUUUCUAAUGAAGAUGGGUGCAAACAUAGCGCAGAGAGAUCAAAAUGGCUUAAACUGCCUGGAUAUGGCUAUAGAUUGCAACCAUGAGAAUGUUGCCAUGGCAAUUGUUAAGUCGGACAAGUGGGAAGAAGCUAUGAAAAACCAAACAGCAGUUUCCAAAGAUUUAGGAAAGGACACUCCCCUUAGGAAACUAAUCCGCAAAAUGCCAGAUGUUGCAGAGAAAGUGUUUAACAAGUGCAUGAAACCCAACAUGACCAACCCUGAAAACUCAGAUUGUGAAAAAAUAUACAACUAUGAAUACCUGGAUGACACAUUUGCAGACUGGGGAGAGAAGAGUGAUGAUGGAUCCUGCUCAGAUUCAAUUUAUGAUGAAGACACGCAUAUCAUUAAACCUGACGUCCCUCCAUACUCGAAGGAUUCAAGAAUUUUGAAGAAAAACCAUCCAUUGCAGAUUAUGGUGUCCUCAAAAAGAGAGGACUUGUUGAGUCACCCACUGGUAGCCAGCCUGCUGAAACACAAGUGGCAAAAAUUUGGAGCUGCCUUCUACUAUAUCAAUCUGAUCAUUUACAGUGUCUUCCUGACAUUCCUGACAGGCUAUAUGCUUGUCCAUGAACCCCCAUAUAUGCUGGUGAACUACACUGCCUGGAAUGGGACUGAUAUCAAUGCAGUAUCCUGUCAGGAACUGGCCAGCUUUGGUUUACACCAGCCAGUACAGUAUCCCAUAGCACUUCUGUUGUUUGGAACCAUAGGGAAGUGGAUAGUUCUGGCACUGGCCAUAGUUACAACAUUAAGGGAGUUGUAUCAAAUAUGCUACUCAAAGAUGAGCUAUGUGAAUGUAGAAAACCUUAUUGAAUGGUUGAUAUAUGUGCCUGCAUUCUUACUGGUGAUGGACUGGGAUUCAUGUCAGAUGAGCAACCCUCAUAUCAGGCAUCCAUGGCAGUGGAACGUGGGAGCCAUUGCACUAUUCCUGGCCUGGAUUGAGCUGUUGUUGUUCAUAAGAAAGUUGCCAAGAUUUGGAAUCUAUGUAGUGAUGUUCACAGACAUCCUCUGGACCUUCUGCCAAUUCUUCCUUGUCUUUGUUUUGUUCAUAGUGGCCUUUGGAUUGACCUUCCAUGUGUUGUUGAAAAACCAAGCGUCAUUCAGCUCUCCAGCCAGAUCUUUAUUGAAGACAACUGUAAUGAUGAUAGGAGAGUUUGAGUUUGAUACUCAAUACACUACAGAGAUCACACCUGAGGGGCAAAACAUGCACAGUGAUCAGGUCUACUAUGAGGGGGUCACAUAUACCAUCUUUAUUCUCUUCUUGGUUCUCAUGUCCAUCCUUAUCAUGAAUUUACUGGUGAGGUGA
This is a messenger RNA of Lingula anatina, 1503 nucleotides long. RefSeq names its product transient receptor potential cation channel subfamily A member 1. Gene Ontology annotation, molecular function: monoatomic ion channel activity; protein binding. The record is from RefSeq and is a predicted model, not a curated record. Gene Ontology annotation, biological process: monoatomic ion transmembrane transport. Gene Ontology annotation, cellular component: membrane; transmembrane transporter complex. NCBI's taxonomy places the organism in Eukaryota, Metazoa, Brachiopoda, Lingulata, Lingulida, Lingulidae.